UAUCACAGCCCUGUGCGGCGCGGAGCUCUAGACACCAAAUCCAUGCUGUGCCUUUAAAUCCCUCCUCCUGGCAGUGCCUCCCCCCAUCCCUGUCCCUGUCACUGACAUCCUCUGUCUAUGUGCGGGCUGGAGAGCGAGCAGCAUCCAUCCCUCAUCCCUGAUCAGCAGGGUACCACCACACAUCAUCCAUCUCCCCCUCCCCUGCCACUCCAUGCCCCCCUCCCUGCCUCUCCCCCUCUCCCCAUUGUCUCUUUGUCUUCUCCUAGGACUCUGCCCCCUUUUGUCCGUCCGUCUGUGUUGUGCCCCCCUCUCCGGUGUGUGUGUGUGUGAAUAGUGUCCCCCCCUGAGCGGUGUCUCUGUGUCUCCCCCUCCCCCACCCCACCCCUUCCCCUUCCCCGUCUCUCGUCUCCAUCCUCUAUACUGCCGCAAUGGUACAUGUCCUGGCCGCUGGCAGCCUCUUCUUCCCGGGUCUCUUCCUCCUCUCCAAGGCCGGACUGCGGAGGCUGAGGAUUUUCUGUGGGGAGGAAUCCAACAUCGUCAUAGUGUCAGCAAGACUCGUCUCCUCCAUCCAAGCUGUCUUGGCCUCCACCGCCGGAUACAUAGUGGCCUCGUCCUGUAGAUACGAUGUCAUCGAGGACCGACAUUGGUUGGCUGCCACCUACACACGCUUUGCCGUCCCAUACUUCAUAUACGACAUCUAUGCCAUGUACCUCUGCUACUGGCACAAGCACAAGUUGAAGGGUCACCCAGGAGGCUGGGCACUCACCAAGGCCUACCUGCGUAAGGAGUUUCUGAUGGUCCUGCACCAUGUCUUCAUGGUGGCCGUCUGCUUCCCUGUGUCUGUGGUGAGUAAGAAGGGAAGGGGGGACUUCUUUUUGGGGUGCAUGCUGAUGGCGGAGCUCAGUACCCCAUUUGUUUGUCUGGGGAAAGUCCUCAUCCAGUAUAAGAAGCAGGACACCCUUCUGCACCGGGUCAAUGGCGUCAUCAUGCUUGUGACUUUUUUCUGCUGCCGCCUCCUGCUCUUCCCCUACAUGUACUGGGUCUACGGGCAGCGGGUCGGACUGCCCCUCUACAGGGUCCCCUUCAACCUCUCCCCGGAGUACAACAUUGGCGCGGCCAUCCUCAUGGCGCCUCAGGUCUACUGGUUUUACCUAAUCUGCCGAAGAGCUUACAGUCUGUUCCAGCAGUCUAGGAUGAGCCAGCGACCCGGCAAUGGACAUGGCCCCCCAGCCAAAGACCAAGACUGCUCGCAGUGACCCCCCCCCACCACCACCCCCCCAUAGAUGCUCCCACCCGACUGGCUCCAGAAAAGCUCAUCCCCCGAUUCCGUGUGUGACCGCUGCGGCAUAAUAGACUGUGCCUUGCUGGAUGCAUAUAGGGCACGGUGUCACCCACUGCUGUAGGGGGGUCACAGGAGGUCUCUAGGGCGCUCUAGAGAGGAGAGGGUUAAAUUAGGAAGACAUCUUGACCCCUCUCUGAAGGAUCCCACCCACAGCGUGACAGUAUUAACGGAUUCUGCUACACAUUUACCCUCUGCAGUACUCCUGGCGGCCACCGGUGUCGCUGUCACUCCCCCACAACCGUGCAAUAUACUCAGUGUCCAUCAGGGGUCAGUGUUAUUGUGCAGUUACACGGCAUGUUAGACGUUUCUGUGUCAUCCGACGCACAUGGAACCCAUAUACGUCCCCCUUUAAGGCGCAUCCUGUAGUACCAACAGUGACCACUUGGGGGGAGGGGCGGGAUGGGGGUAUAAGCUUUGUGUUAUGAAAAAACCCCAAUGAUGGGGGGGAAUAUUAUGCUCCAGUAACGCACAACAAAAAACUGGCUGAACUAUCAAAAAAAACGCGCUCCCUACCGCCCCCCAUCUGUAGUUGUGUGGGUGAGGGGGUCAAUGCUUUCCGCAUCCCUCCCUGUAGAUAUAUGGGAGAGUACUGGGCAGCAGCAUGUUAGGGGUUAAGUCUAACUGCCCGCAACAAUUAGGGAAUGGCUGCAUUGAAAUAAUAAGCUAAAAAAAAAAAAAAUACCAAAAAAAAAAAAAAAAAU
Messenger RNA from Hyla sarda, 2043 nucleotides. RefSeq names its product TLC domain containing 3B (gene TLCD3B). Gene Ontology annotation, biological process: ceramide biosynthetic process; lipid homeostasis. Lineage: Eukaryota; Metazoa; Chordata; Amphibia; Anura; Hylidae. Gene Ontology annotation, cellular component: membrane; endoplasmic reticulum. The transcript has 5 exons. The coding region runs from base 429 to 1256 and encodes 275 amino acids. The record is from RefSeq and is a predicted model, not a curated record. Gene Ontology annotation, molecular function: sphingosine N-acyltransferase activity.